This is a messenger RNA of Mauremys mutica (yellowpond turtle), 2677 nucleotides long. It is a transcript of the gene DHRS7B, whose product is annotated as dehydrogenase/reductase 7B. Gene Ontology annotation, molecular function: oxidoreductase activity. Lineage: Eukaryota; Metazoa; Chordata; Testudines; Geoemydidae. The transcript is spliced from 8 exons. The record is from RefSeq and is a predicted model, not a curated record. Gene Ontology annotation, cellular component: membrane. The coding region runs from base 335 to 1264 and encodes 309 amino acids.
CCGCCUCGCUCCUGGUGACGCGAAGGGGCGGGGAGCGCGUUCAUUGGUCGGCCGACGAAUCCCGGCCACUUCCGGCUGUGGCUAUGGUGACCGGGAUAGCCAGAAGCUGAGAGAUCGUGAGAAGGGGCAGGGGACGGAGAAAUUCCUGGGAAAGCAGCCCUAGAAGUGAGCGGCGCCUGCAGCUGUGCUGCAAAAACAGCUUCUUGGUCUGGCAAACAUCCUGUGGCUCUCCCCCGAGGAACCCUGGUCCACUUGACAUUAGUAGAUCUGAUGUAGAACGACUUCUGCUGUCAGAUUAUUAUGCUCUAGGAAGAACAUUCCCAGAGGGAAGCUCAUGGAUCUCACCUUCACAGCCAUUGUCCCACUGCUUCUCGGCAGCGUGGGGCUCUUCGCCCUCUUCAGGCUGCUGCAGCGAAUGAGGAUGCGAGCCUACCUCCAGGAUGCAGUAGUGGUGAUCACAGGAGCUACAUCUGGCCUGGGGAAAGAAUGUGCAAAAGCUUUCCAUGCAGCUGGUUCCAGACUAGUGCUUUGUGGCAGAAAUGGUGAGAGACUACAGGACCUGGUGCAGGAGCUCUCUGCCAAGGCCAAUCACGCAAAGAAUAUACACAAACCUUUCACUGUGAUCUUUGACCUCUCUGAUACUAAAAUGGUAGUAAGUGCUGCUGAAGAGAUCCUGAAGUGUGUGGGUCAUGUGGACAUACUGAUCAACAACGCAGGGAUCAGUUACCGAGGCACGAUAUUGGACACGGGGAUGGAUGUGGACAAAAAAGUGAUGGAAACCAACUACUUUGGUCCUAUAGCAUUCACAAAAGCUCUUCUGCCCUCCAUGAUCAAAAGACAACAAGGCCACAUUGUGGUGAUCAGCAGCAUUCAAGGCAAAAUAAGCAUUCCUUUCAGAUCAGCAUAUGCAGCCUCCAAGCAUGCCACCCAGGCCUUUUUUGACUGCCUGCGAGCGGAGAUGGAACAGUAUGAAAUCGAUGUGACUGUUGUGAGCCCUGGCUAUAUUCAGACAAAUCUGUCUGUCAAUGCUGUAACUGCAGAUGGAUCUCGCUAUGGAGUUAUGGACAAGAACACCAUUGAAGGCAGAACAGCUGCAGAGGUGGCUCAGGUGGUUCUUAAUGCAGUGGGGCAGAAGAAGAAGGAGGUGCUCGUAGCUGGCUUACUGCCAUCCCUGGCUGUUUACCUGCGAACUCUGUCCCCCAGACUCUUCUUCACCUUUAUGGCAUCUAGAGCAAGGAAGGAGAGGAAAGCAAAGGACUCUUAGUCAGAGCUCAGCUCCCCUGGGCAUUGACUAGGAAAAGGAAACGAACUCAGGCAUCUUGGCUUUGUCGAUGGAUGUGUUACUUCAAGAAACAAAUGUAAAAGGUUGCAUCUUACCAUUGUGUGCAGAGUUGAAAGUUCCAUGCAGAUCACGGGAGGCCCACGGUGCCAGAAAACAGUGCCUCACCGUCACCUAGAGGCGGCUUCCUCUACUACAGGCGAACUGCCUGAAGCUGCAGGGAUGAUAGCUGAGGAGAACCUUUCCCAUUCCCCCCACCCUCAUUUUGAGUUUUAUUGCUCUCCAGUGAGUAGGAACUAAAGCCAAGCACAGGCAGAUGGAUGUUCACUUUCCCCAUACAGUGCUCCCAGUGAACUUCAGUCCUCACCCAGGAGCUCUGCAGAGUCUGCUCCCAGUCUGAUCCAGCAGUUAUCCCUUGGGUUGGAAUGGUCUCCUGUGUCCCUAGUACACAGCAUCACUUGAUUUAAGCCAAAGUUAACUGUUCAGUGCUGCUUUUUAAACAGUUUAAAGUGCCCAGGUCCGGGCUAGGAAUGACACCAUGGAUAUCUGCACUGGAUGGAGCAGGAGUGACCCAUUAAGCCACCUAGCCUUCCGAUCAGUUUUUGUAUUAGCCUUUUUCUAAAGUAGCUCUAGAAAGACAAGCGCUCCACAGCAGUGUUCGGCUCCAGUGCACGUUGCUGCCAGGUAAGCACUGAACCCCCGUGAAAGGUGGUGGCGACGGCAGCAGCAGCAGCAGCGUGAACCUUUGACUGUAAAACACUCAGCAUUGUUCUGCUGUGUGCCUAGAGCAAGGAAUAAGCUGUGACCCCUUUGGUGCCAAGCAACAAGCCUUGUGAUGACAAGGGGUGGGAAGUGAACCUGUAGGUGCAGCUAAUGGAGACAGACCCAUAUGGUCUUACCUGUUUUAAAGCCAUUGUGUGUUAAUUGGGACCUAUUACCCCAAAAUACAGUGUGGAAGCAGUACCCUGCUAAACAACUUCAGCAUUGAGGCUCCAGGGAGAGGAAACUAUCCGUCUCUUCUCCCAUUUUCCCUGUGCCUAACAGAGCAUCUCCCUCACAGAGGGAGGCAGGACACUCAUCCCUUCUCCUGAACACUGGUUACUAGUGGGAAGGUUAGAAUCUGUACCCUAUAGCAGGGUGGUGUUGCUCAAUUUUCCACUUGUUUGAUAGGUCAGGCAGAAGGGGAGUGGACUCAUUCUUAGCUUCCUUAUUUUAAAAAAACCCUGAUCGCAGAAACCGAGUAAAAUCUGUCCAUACCAAAUCCCUGCACUCAGCUGCUAGCCCAUCCUGUGCUUAUUCUUAGUCUCCAUUUCUGCACACUUUACCACUCUUGCAUGUGUCCUGCCUGUAAGUGCACCUCAAAUGAUGGAAAUAAAAGUUGUACUCUGUGUCCCCUCA